Messenger RNA from Papaver somniferum (opium poppy), 579 nucleotides. RefSeq names its product pathogenesis-related protein PRB1-3-like. The record is from RefSeq and is a predicted model, not a curated record. Gene Ontology annotation, cellular component: extracellular region. The transcript has a single exon. Bases 63 to 578 code for a protein of 171 amino acids. NCBI's taxonomy places the organism in Eukaryota, Viridiplantae, Streptophyta, Magnoliopsida, Ranunculales, Papaveraceae.
ACCCAGACAAAAACUAAAUAUUUUCCGGCGUUUACUUCGAUGGGCAGGUUUCGUCACAUCACAUGAAGCUUGGAUCAUCAUCAAUUUCUGUACUUAUGAGUCUCCUAAUCAUAACCAUGUUGUCCUUGUUAAUCCAUACCUCUCAAGCCUCACCCACACCCAGAGACUUCUUAAUGACUUUACGCAAUCACAAUCUUGCUCGGGCUCAUGUUGGUGUGGCUCCCAUUGUAUGGAACGAAAAGCUUGCAGCUUAUGCAAGAGAUUACGCUGACAAGAGAGCAGCAGAUUGCAAUCUCGUACACUCUAAGGGACCGUACGGUGAGAAUCUUGCGAUGGGUCCUCUUGGUGGGCCAUUCGUCGUAGAAGAUGCCGUAACAAUGUGGGUCGGAGAAGAAAAUGAUUAUAACUAUGCAUCAAACUCAUGCCGGCCGAGGAAAGGGUGUGGUCACUACACACAAGUCAUCUGGCGUAAGUCUGUUCAUGUAGGUUGUGCUAGAGUGAUUUGCGACAAUGGUGGUACUUUCAUCAUUUGUAGCUAUGAUCCUCCGGGAAACAUAAUAGGAGAACGUCCGUAUUAGA